Messenger RNA from Coregonus sp. 'balchen', 2799 nucleotides. NCBI's taxonomy places the organism in Eukaryota, Metazoa, Chordata, Actinopteri, Salmoniformes, Salmonidae. The record is from the annotation of a GenBank genome assembly.
GUACUUACGCCCAAACCGGAACAGGAAGUAAACAACCCGGGGUUAGUUAUCUUUCCCGAAGUAGACCAACAUAUUUUAAGAUCUCUCUUCUACGGAUUUGUCAUAUCACUCUUUGUGACAGUGAAACUUUGAAUUCUAUCACUGCAUUGAAAGCACCUUAUAUAACAUUCCCGCUAUUGUGAAGACGAUAUUUCACACGAUCGAGGGGCAAUCUGCUAGAACAAAAUUACGCCUCAAAAAUAUAUGUAUCUAGCUAGCUAGUUCGCUACCAGUGCUUAAUACCCGUCGUGCACAGUGCAUUUCUGCAUGAGUAUGACUCAGAAGUUGUUAGCAUUCGCAAAAGCUUGCAAAAUUCUGAGCCGGGUACAAGGGCUGGUGAGAUGCAGCCCAUAACAUCACCUGGCAGUGGCAGCAUUUUGAAGUCAGCCAGUUGGGAGUCAACAGCUGAUAAAGACGCACAGGAGUUGACAAAACAUCAGAUGCCCGCUGUCCCUCAGGCUACAGGGACCUUACAAUGUGGGGUAGGCUAUAACUCAAACACAAAAAAUGACUAAAACGUCAGGCACUGAGGUAGCGUCAUGGCAUAGUUAAUUUCAAUUCCACCCCUCAAUGUUAGCUAGCUAGCUAACUCGCGAUUCUCUCCACUUUCUUUAGGAUGACUGUCUGCUGGACUGCAUUUUGGGUCGAAGGCCUGGUUCAAGGCGACUUGGUUUUGCAAACCGGACUUUGCUGAAGGUGUUGCUUUGGCUGGUUCUGCUUGGGCUGUUUGCUGAGCUGGCCUUUGGGUUGCCUUUCUUCCUAAUCUCCCUCUUCUACUGGCUCUACCAGGGCCUGCGGAGCCCAGCUAAACGUCAACCUGGAGAACUGAGCGCAUACUCAGUAUUCAACCCUGACUGUCAGCCUCUCAUGGGCACCCUCACAGCAGAGCAGUUGGACUGUGAAAUGGGAAUACUUCAGCUAACCAUGUAAAGGAAUAGCUACAGAUUGUAACACCAGAUAAUGUGAUUUAACCCCCCAAAAUUGGUAUCCAUUAUACUGUGAGUUACAGGUUGGUACUGUUUGGUGUUGCACUGAAGUUUUCCACCAACCUUAGCUUGGCGAUGCUGCCUUCGUCCUCGAUUUGUGGAAACGGGAGUCUCAUAAAAUUACCUUGUCCAGUUGUAGGGGAUCCAUUAGAAUUUCUAAAAUGCUGUUAUUAAAAUAUAUAUAUUUUUUGCUCUAUGAAGUAAUCCAACAACGUGUACGCUGCAAUCUUGUCUAUUUCAAGUUCUCUCAUUGAUCGAGACAGGUCUGUCAUCAUGACAUACGGCACUUUAGGGUGGACCCACCUGUUUCGAUCAAUGAGAGAUGACUUGAAAUAGACAAGAUGGCAACAUGGAGCAAAACAAAUAUUUAAUUUAAUAACGGUGUAUUUUCUCCAAAUUCAAAGGGAACCCCUGCAACUGGACAAGGACAUUUUGAGACUCCUUUCCAAGAAUAGAGGACGAAGACAGUAUUGCCAAGCUAAAAUGGUCUUAAACUCUGUGCUCCACCAAACCUUUAUGCUCAGUGUAAUGGAUACUACAUUUUUUGGGUUAAAUCACAUUAUCUGGUGUUACAAUCUGUAGCUAGUAAAGGAACUGUUUAGAAAUGUGAGUGAGUUACGCCUUUUCUGUUAAAAUUAUCUUAUGAUGCUUGGUUGCACCUCGACUCUUUCAAUGAACGAAACACUAGUGUUGGUUGUAAUGUAAAACUGCUUGUUAAUUCCAUUAAAAUUUCUACAUUCACUAGUUGGAAUUUUAAAAACAUUUAUUUGUGUUACUUUGGUGAAAGCACACAGGGUUACACAAACACCAAAGAAAGACUGAGUAGUUGUCCCAUCAUUUGAUGUCACAGAGCAAGGCAACACCACGUAAGAUCCAGUGAUCGGGUGACUGCACCGUGCGUAUCACAACCCCUGUGAUGUAGGUGAGGUCUGUGCGCCGAGGCUUCUUGUAGACUGGGCAGAUGUAGAACUUCGGGUCCUUGGGGGCGGUGGAGUUGAUGGCGAACAUGUGAAUAACGGGCAGGGGGCAGAACAACACCUUGGGAGUGGCUUCGAUGAGACGGCAGUUCCUUCUGUCCCAGCCGGCCCCGUCCAGGUACAAACCGUAGACGUAGACCCCCUCCUGAGAGACAGAGAUAAGAGUAUGAUGGAUGGCAUUGAGAGGUAAAAAGGGAAAGCUGUAUGUAGUACAUGUGUUGUCAAUUACACUAUUUUGCAUGAGGCUACUUACAGCAGGAGAGGCAGUGAUCUCCUCCUUGCUCUGCUUCAGCACGUCGUUAUGCAGGGUGACUGUGUCCAGAGCCCAGCCCUUGUGAGCCCUGGUUACCUCCUGCCUCAUGGCUGUCAGGAAACCUGCAGCCAUACAGAUGGAGCAAACAUAAAGAGAUAUGCCAUUAUAAUCCAUUAACACAUUUAUCUAAUAUCUUCAAUGAUGUAAUAGGAUGAAGACAUGACAAAAAUGUCCUUGUAAAAUAGAUUACACUAAUUUAUGCUGAACUGUAUUUUGAAUAUUACAAGUAAAUUGAAAUUACCCUGCAAGUUUGAUCAGUUGGCCUAAUUCAUGUUUUGAACGAGACUCACCCUGAGGGUUGAAGAAGCCAGUCAUCCAGAAUGUCUUGGGUCUGCCUUCAAACACCCAGCUGUAGAACUGUGUGUUCCUCUCCAGCAGCUCAGUGAACCAGAAGCCAAGAGUGGACGACUCCCACGAGAUCUUCUUCCACAUGUUGGGGAUGCGCGCGUCAAACAUGUUGUCCAGGGCAUCACGCAGGUUCUAG